Odocoileus virginianus texanus is the source of this 1167-nucleotide messenger RNA. The record is from RefSeq and is a predicted model, not a curated record. Lineage: Eukaryota; Metazoa; Chordata; Mammalia; Artiodactyla; Cervidae.
CCGGCCCCCCAGCUCCACGUAGGGGACCUGGGUGAGGGGCGGGCGCACAGAAAGCGCAAAGUGAGGCGCAGCACAUCCACGCGGAAAGCGCUCUAUAGUUCCUCCAUGCUUCUUUGGAGCAGUUUGAGCCUACAGCAUCGCCUUCUACUGGCACCCCAAGAUCUAGGAGGAGCUUCAAGCUGUGACUAGACUUCCGAUGGAUUCAUCAGAGGAUAACCCAACCUGGACCCUAGAGUCUCUUAAAACAUCCAUUGACGAUGCUUCCCAGGCAAUGCAGGUUGCCACUCACUCUGAAAUGUUAGCAACGAACCUCAGUAACUUGACUCUCAACCCUAGUAUCAAGUUGCCGUAUAUACCAGAAUACCCAUCUCAACCAACCGGGCAGUUACUUAGUGAGAAAACACCAAAUAGGCGGAGAGGGGUAAGAACGGUGUUGAGUGAGCGGAGAUACAGGAUGAAAAAGCUGAUUGAAUCUCUUAGACUUCGCUAUGCCAAUGGAGUUCCUCGUUCUGACUCUCAAAGAGAACUACAGCAGCAGCAGGACACUGAGAUUCAAUCAAGAAUGAGAAGAUUCCAGUGUACCUGUAGUUAUUGCCAGUUUAACAGAAAUCCUUCUGAUGAUAAUUAUGAGAAUUAUUAUAACACAACAUACAGUAAUUAUGCCAUGGAAUCAAAUGAGUCAUAAACCUUAUUCUUGUACUGUUUUCUUGCUGGUAAUUUUAGGAAGCAGCUUGGGAAAGAUUGUACCAAUAUUUUGAUAAUGUAUAUUGUAAGUUUGUCUUUUUUACUUGCAUCUCUUUUCUACCUUAAUACAGUUAACUUACGAGGAAUCUAUAUGUAGCUUGGAUUUGAGAUGAUUUGAAUAUACACUAGUUCCACUUUGAUCUGACACCAAGAAGUACUACUUAAGUCUCAGGUAUUGCCUGUUUCUUAAACCUGAAGUUUGCUAUAAGAUGAAACUCAAUAUCAAGAAUUUGAAACAAAUUAACUUGGGAAGGAAUGUAAAGAUAACAUUGGCUGGCUUGGCCAGAGCCUUAUUAGUGUGUUAAAUAGUAAUAAAAGUUUUUGAUGCGCUGUUUCAAUUUUCAGUAGCGAAUAGAUGUGUUUAUAGAAGAUCUUAAUAAAACUUCAUACUUAUUUGAGUAACUUUAAAAAAAAUAAAAAUAA